Messenger RNA from Danio rerio (zebrafish), 5420 nucleotides. NCBI's taxonomy places the organism in Eukaryota, Metazoa, Chordata, Actinopteri, Cypriniformes, Danionidae. The record is from RefSeq and is a predicted model, not a curated record.
AGCGGAUCAAAACUUGUCGUCAACACGCUGAUCCCCGCUCGGAGAAGUGGGACGUGCGCUGCUGAUACUCUUGUGGUUUUCUUUCCCUUCCGGAGCCGAUUAUCUCUUUACAUCAUAGAUUUGUCUCCGAGAAAGAGAAAGAAAAGAUGCCGCUGCUCCACAAAAAGCCGUUCGUGAGGCAGAAACCACCCGCGGAUCUCAGACCCGAUGAAGAAGUCUUCCUUUGCAAAUAUACACACGAAAUCUUCAGGACAUACGAUGAAUUCUUUGAGAGGACUAUUCUGUGUAACAGUCUGGUGUGGAGCUGUGCAGUGACAGGGAAGCCCGGCCUGACCUACCAGGAGGCUUUGGAGAGCGAGAAAAAAGCCAGACUUAGUCUUCAGAACUUCCCCAAUGCUCUAGCCGUCCCCCUCCUGCACCUGACAGCACUUACACACCGCUCACGCCUGCAUGAGAUAUGUGAUGAUGUUUACGCCUAUGUUAAAGACCGAUUCUUUCCUGGAGAAAUGGUGGAUAUUACCAGUCGCUCAACCAGGCAGCUCUGCAAAAUAUUGGAAGUUAUACCUCCGUAUUCCAAUGGCGCAGUCAAUGGCCACACCAAACACCGCAUUGAGGGGGAUUCAAUAGUGAUCAGUGACAGCGAUGACGAGCCCACAGUCACUUCACCCAAAACACCAUCCAAUGGCAAGAAGAAAAAGGCCAUCAACCCAUCUUCAUUUAAAUACAGAGUUCAGCCUGUUAGCCCAGAGGCUUGCGAACCAGUAAUAGUAAAAGUUGCUCAAAUGAGUCGAAAAAAGAGCAUUUUCAGUCGAGACAGAUUGAAGCUUUUGCUUAAACAGCAUUGUGAACCAAUGCAUGGGACCAUUAGAGUUAAGCCAUCAUCAGCUUUACAAUACAAGUUAGCCGAACACAGUUUUUCCCACUUCUUCCCGGACGAGCCCCCAGUAUUUACCUUCAGUCCACCAGGGAAGGGCAGAGGUCGCCCUCCUAAUAAUGCCUCUUCAACGGAGAUAAAUUAUAUUGAAGAGAAGCUCAAAUUGAUGCAGCAGAAAGAGCAAAUGAUGUCAAUGGAAAAAUUCAGAAAAGAAAGAGAUGAUCUAAUAGAGGCUAAGAAGAAAGAAAAAGAGGACAAGGAGAAAAAGAAAGAGGAGAUGAAGAGGAUUCUUGAAGAGGAGAAACUGAGAAGGAAAGAGGAGAGGGAACGAAUGAAGGUCGAGAAAGAGAGGGAACGAGAGAAGCUAAAAGAAGAAAAGAAAAAAUAUGCUGAACGACUAAAGCUAUGGAGUAAACCUCGAGAGGACAUGGAGUGUGAUGACCUGAAGGAGCUGCCAAAACCUAUUCCAGUGAAGACGCGUCUUCCUCCAGAGCUGUUUGGAGAUGCUCUGAUGGUGCUCGAGUUCCUGCAUGCUUUCGGAGAGCUGUUUGAUUUAAAAGAUGAGUUUCCUGAUGGUGUAACACUUGAGGUGCUGGAGGAGGCUGUGGUGGGCUCUGAUCCUGAGGGACCGCUCUGUGAGCUGCUCUUCUUCUUUCUUUCUGCAAUAUUCCAGGCUUUAGCAGAGGAACAAGAAGAAGUGGCCAAAGAUCAGUUGGCAGAAGAUCUGAGUGAAGCUCUGGACGAUGAUGCUGACCCCACACAGUCUGCCAUUAGUGCUGUGGCAUCUCUUGCUGCUGCCUGGCCACAACUGCACCAAGGCUGUAGUCUGAAGCAGUUGGAUUUGGACAGCUGUACUCUCUCUGAGAUUCUGAGGCUGCACAUCCUGUCUUCAGGAGCCGACUGCGGCUUCACCAAUGCGAAGUUCCGCUAUCAGAAACAGGGAGGCUUUGGCUCCACAGACGACCCCUGUGUGGAGCUGCGCCUGUCAAAUCAUGGCCUGCUCAAAAAGCUCUCCUGCACUUCUGUUUAUGACCUGCUGCCUGGAGAAAAGCUGAAGAUCCUCCAUUCUAUGUGUGGAAAACUGCUGACAUUAGUUUCCACGAGAGAUUUUAUUGAGGAUAAUGCUGACGAACAGCGAGCUGCCAAACAGGAACUGCGAGAGCUUAAAGCUGAACAGCAUCGCAGAGAGCGAGAGGAAGCUGCAGAGAGGGUUCGAAAAAGAAAGGAGGAGAAGCUGAGGGAACAGGAACUGAAGUUGAAAGAAAAACAUGAAAGACUUAAAGAGGAGGCCAAAAAUGGAGGUCAAUUGGCAGGAGAGGAGAUGGACACCAGCACAGAGAGUCAGGAAGGUCACGCUGAGCAACACACAGAGGAUGAGGAGGAGCAACCUGCCAAAUCUAAAAAAGUGAAGAAAACAAAUGGCACAACAAAAGAGAAACCGUCCGGUGAGGUUGAAAUGAAAGACAACCUGAGCCCAGAAGAGCUACAGCUACAGCAGCUCAAAGAGAGAGAACUUCUGGAGCGCAUUCAGCAAGCCAUGGCCUGUACCUAUAUUCUACCUCUCGGCAGAGACCGCCUCUAUCGCCGUUACUGGAUAUUCCCUUCUGCCGGGGCCCUGUUUGUUGAGGAUGACUUUUUCGGGCUGACAGAAGACAUGCUAGAGCCCCGUCCCACUCCCGAACCCAAAAUUGAAGAAGUUCUCUCAGCUGAGAGCCCCGUUAAGACAGAUGGUGCCACUGAAGAGCUGGUGCUGGUCCAAAACACCUCACCCCCAGUCAAUCGGCCCAAUCAGUGGUACUUUUACAGCACAACUGAAGAGGUAGAACAGCUUAUAGAGGCUCUGAACCCUCGUGGACUCAGAGAGAGCUCCCUCAAAGAGACUCUGACGCUGGAGAGGGGCCGCAUUUUUCAGCUAAUGGAAAGCAACGCUGCUCAGCGCUACCAUCACUCAGGUGAAUCUCUGCCAGAGACAAAAGGCAGUUCGGGAAAAGCAAAAGUUGGCCCACAAAGCACUGUACCUGCUGAGUGCUUCAUGGAGAAUCGUCUUCGAGAUCUAUUAUUGGAUAUCGAGGACCGCAUAUAUCAGGGAACUCUUGGCUCAAUUAAAGUGAUGGAGAGAAACUCAUGGCGAGCUGCGCUCGAAAAUGGGAACUAUGAACUAUUAGACCCUGACUUCAAAGAGUAUGGGCUAACUGACCGAGAAGAGGAGCCAAUGGAGAUUGAGGAGAAUCACAGAGUCAAAGACAGGCUGCAAGAACUGAAGGUGGAGGGUCAUAGUGCCACAUCCACUAGUGUGAGCACACCACAACCCGUGAAUAAUGUCGUUCACUGCUUGGCACAUGCCCUUGCACAGGUGGAGCAGGGCAUAGAGCGCAAGUUUCUGAAAGCUCCACUAGGUGAUGAGGAUGCCAAAAAAGACCAGAAGGCAAAGAAAAAGGACAAAAAAAAGGAUGAUGACCAAUCCAGUGAGAAAGACGAUGGUAGUGAAAGUGGGCGGCAGGUGAAGACUGUGCAAGAACGCUGGCGCGAGUCUCUUUUGGCUUGCACCAGCCUCUCUCAGGUUUUCUUGCAUCUCUCCACACUUGAGCGCAGUGUAGCCUGGGCCAAAUCUAUCCUGAACACCCGCUGUAAGGUUUGCCGUAGAAAAGGAGAUGCUGAGAACAUGCUUCUAUGUGACGGCUGUGGCAGAGGCUAUCAUAUCUUCUGUGUUCGGCCAAAACUGAAGGCUGUUCCUUCUGAAGACUGGUUCUGUCCCGAGUGUCGUCCCAAACAGCGCUUAAAUAGAAUCAACUCCCGCCAACGUUCCUCUGUGGACUCGGAAGAAGAAAUGGAGGAUGAGGAGGAGUCUGAAGAAGAGGACGAAGAAGAAUCUGAAGAGGAAGAAGAGUCAGAGGAGGAACAAUCAGAGGAGGAAGAGGUACCUAAGAAGGCUGCGGUCAAACUUCCUCUACAGAACAAUAAAGGAGGUCGUUCGAACAGCAAAUCAAAACAAGCUGAAUCCGCUAAUUCCACGUCCCGCUCGCAGCAGAACACACCCAAACAGAGCCAGCCUGCUAAUAAAGGAGGGUCUAAAAACUCAGGGAAGAAAGCCACCCCAGUGUCCAAUGGCAAACCUCCAUCUCGGGCAGGAAACCGCUCUAGUGCUCGUCUUAGUUUAGAGGUGAUCUCCACUAAUGACACGACAGGGAAAUCCGAGCAGUCCAGUCCUGCUGCAGGGAAUGCAGAGUCCAGGAAGAGGCCCAUUACUGCAGAGGUCUCCCCAAAAUCCAAAAUCAUCUUGGCCCCAACCACCACUUCAUCAAGUCGUCGAAGCUCAGGGAGAAACUUGGGCGUCCACGAGCUGUCUGCCUGUGAGCUGCUCUCUGUGGAUCUGGUCAGACAUGAGGACAGCUGGCCCUUCAUGAAGCUAGUGUCCAGAACUCAGGUGCCUGAUUAUUAUGACAUAAUCAAAAAACCCAUUGCCUUGAGCACAAUCAGGGAAAAGGUCAACAACUGUGAAUACCAAACUGCUGCGGAGUAUAUUGAGGAUGUAGAGCUCAUGUUUUCCAACUGUCUGGAGUACAACCCGCAUAACACCAAUGAAGCAAAGGCCGGUCUCCGGCUCCAGGCUUUCUUCCAUUCAGAGCUUCAGAGACUCGGCCUGGCUGACCGCAUGACCCCUCCACAGAAACGACCACGGAUGUAAACAAGUCCGUCUUUCCCACAAAUCCACCGACUGGCCAAGACUUGAAGGCCAGUUCAUAAUCUGCUCUCUAAUUAUUUUGCUCCGUGGCAUUUGAGGAAUGUUUAUGAACAUUCCAGCGUGGUGUGUGACUCGAUAAAAUUCUACAUAGCUCUUGUUCACAGGAAAAUAUAUUUGCAGAAUGCACUCUUGACUGAUUUCAAGCGACGUUUAUCUUCACAGCCAGUGACGGGAGUAUUAAUUGGCCUUUAAUCCUAUGGAUAAGUCUUUUAAAGCAGCAGAAAGGUAAAAUAACUAUGCUGUGAAGAAAAAAAGUUAUUUGCACUGUAUUCUGAGAAGUUUUUGCGUUCACAGUAACUCAGGACAAAAAGCAUGUGUACGUUUUGGUUUGUUCUUUUGUCUGAAAUUUAAAAAUGGUGCAUUUUUUUGUGUUUAUAACUUGACUGCAUUUCUAGACUACUAUUUUGUAUAGAUUUUUACACACCCGAGUGACAAUAAAUUAAGUCUUGCAUCUCAAAAGGAGCAAAUAGAAUUGGUUUUGUAGUUGUGAAUAGUUGUAAAGAUUCAAGUUCCUCCUGUCGGGUCCCUAUAGCUUGCUUAAACACUAAGUAGGAACCAGACCAUCUCGUUUCACUGUUUUCCUUCUCAGCUUUUGGUUAUUUAUUUAGAUUUGGGUAUAAUUUGCUUGCUUUAUUUAUAAGAUUGUCUUUAUAGGUUGUUUGUCUUUUUUUUUCCUUUUCUCUGUACUUCAGAAAGCUGAAUGAAUCAGUUUGUUUAUCUCUCAUUGGUCUUAAGAUUCAUUUUACCUGCUGUGUAAUUCUUUUUUUCCAGAUGUAAAAUAAAUUUUGUUAAUAUUUGGCUUGA